AUGGCGAUGAACUUCGUGACGUUCAACCAGGACUACAGCUACCUGGCUGUUGCCACCGCCAAGGGAUUUCGCAUUUUUACUACAGAUCCCUUUGCUAAGAGCUAUGAAACCAAGGAAGGAAAUAUUGCGGUGAUUGAGAUGCUCUUUUCGACUUCGUUAGUGGCACUCAUCCUUUCGCCUCGCCGAUUACAAAUUACGAACACCAAGCGCCAGUGUACAAUAUGUGAAUUGACAUUCCCGACAACGGUUCUGGCUGUUAAGCUGAAUCGCAAGCGUCUCGUUAUUGUGCUGGAAGAUCAGAUCUACCUCUAUGACAUCCAAACGAUGAAGCUUCUAUCCACGAUUGAUACGUCGCCCAACCCGCACGCUAUUUGCGCACUAGCACCAUCGUCGGAUAAUUGUUACAUGGCCUACCCUUUGCCUCAGAAGGCCCCUGCGGCAGUGAAGCAACCGGCUCAUGCACCACCAGGGACAACACAUGUUUCACCUACAACCGGAGAUGUGCUCAUAUUCGAUGCAGAGAAGCUGGAAGCUAUAAAUGUCAUCGAAGCUCAUCGGUCUCCCUUGGCAUGUAUUACUUUAAACAGCGACGGAACCUUGCUCGCCACAGCCUCAGACAAAGGAACUAUCAUCCGUGUCUUCUCGGUCCCUGAUGGACAUAAGUUGUACCAAUUCCGACGUGGCUCCAUGCCUUCAAGAAUCUACAGCAUGUCCUUCAACACCACCUCCACAUUACUUUGUGUUUCUUCUUCUACGGAGACUAUCCAUCUAUUCAAACUGGCUCAGCAGGGGCCUGCAUCGGACCAAUCUUCGGCGCAUUCGCCCGUCGGUCGCAAUGCCAGCCUUGGAGCUAGCUCGUUUGGAAGUGGGCAAGAUGAAGAUGAGAACGCUGAUCCGGACCUGGCAGCUAGAAAACAUAACGGCACUCUGAUUGGAAUGCUCCGACGAACAUCUCAAAACGUUGGAGGCGCCGUUGCCGCUCGCGUUGGUGGAUAUCUUCCCAAGGGCGUCAGUGAAAUGUGGGAACCAGCUCGGGACUUUGCAUGGAUCAAAUUGCCACGAUCGCAGACUCCCGCUGCGCCGGGGAACACCGGUCCACUUAGAAGUGUUGUUGCUAUGAGCAAUAACACACCACAGGUGAUGGUUGUGACCAGCGAUGGAAACUUUUACGUGUUCAAUAUCGACUUGUCAAAAGGUGGAGAGGGAACCCUCACCAAACAAUAUUCAGUGGUCGAUUCGAACGACAGGCUGGGGACACUGGAUUACUGA
Messenger RNA from Penicillium verhagenii, 1269 nucleotides. Its product is annotated as phosphoinositide binding protein ATG18. NCBI's taxonomy places the organism in Eukaryota, Fungi, Ascomycota, Eurotiomycetes, Eurotiales, Aspergillaceae. Gene Ontology annotation, biological process: protein lipidation; nucleophagy; autophagy of mitochondrion. Gene Ontology annotation, cellular component: extrinsic component of membrane; phagophore assembly site membrane; fungal-type vacuole membrane. The record is from RefSeq and is a predicted model, not a curated record. The coding region runs from base 1 to 1269 and encodes 422 amino acids. Gene Ontology annotation, molecular function: protein binding; phosphatidylinositol-3,5-bisphosphate binding; phosphatidylinositol-3-phosphate binding. The transcript is spliced from 5 exons.